CUCCCUGAGAGAUCAUCACUAGCAAAACGGCACAAUGUCUUCUACGUGGAUUCACCUACUGGGGCUGCUGGCCCUGUUCCUCUUCGUAACCCUGGCUGCAGGAGAUCCCUUCCCCUUCGACGAGAGACGCCACAGAGGCUGGAACCCGAGGCCUGGAUCAAUGCCGCAGAUUCCCACCACACCGCCCUUUAAUCCUUAUGGAUAGGGCCACUAGUUAAAUAUAAAUAAAAUAUUUAAAUUUCAA
Messenger RNA from Drosophila rhopaloa, 244 nucleotides. RefSeq lists its product as uncharacterized. Lineage: Eukaryota; Metazoa; Arthropoda; Insecta; Diptera; Drosophilidae. The transcript has a single exon. The record is from RefSeq and is a predicted model, not a curated record. The coding region runs from base 35 to 205 and encodes 56 amino acids.